Auxenochlorella protothecoides is the source of this 1566-nucleotide messenger RNA. RefSeq lists its product as uncharacterized. The record is from RefSeq and is a predicted model, not a curated record. The coding region runs from base 1 to 1566 and encodes 521 amino acids. Gene Ontology annotation, molecular function: tRNA adenosine(64)-2'-O-ribosylphosphate transferase activity. Gene Ontology annotation, cellular component: cytoplasm. Gene Ontology annotation, biological process: charged-tRNA amino acid modification. NCBI's taxonomy places the organism in Eukaryota, Viridiplantae, Chlorophyta, Trebouxiophyceae, Chlorellales, Chlorellaceae. The transcript is spliced from 3 exons.
AUGGAGUAUCUUCCGCGCAACGAGGUUCCCACCCUCACGCACGUCCUGAGAGCCCUCAAACGCGCGGAGCACGGACUUUACAACUGCAUCGCAUCUAUAGUGCAUGACCAUGAGUUCGUAAAGGAUGUGACAGCCCGGUACCCGGGCGUGCCGGUCCUUCCCAAUCUGCGGUGUGGUGGGUGGUACGUGCCCGACCCCACCCACACCUGCGCGUUCAAGAGCACCGAUGGGCACUCUGGCAACUGGUCCUUCUCCACGACCCGCCUGAAUCUCAACGUCGCGCAGCUGUCUGCAAGGCAUGGGGGCUGCAUCAUAGUAGAUGCCACACGCCGUGGGAAGCGCUUCCCCGUGAGUGUGGUGGAGGACGCCUUCUCCAAGACCCUUCCCAUCUGGGCGGCCGUUGUAAAUCGUGCAGUGGCCCAGCUCCGGGGCACGACGGUCGACGAGUCAGACUGGGAUGCAGCCCUCCACCUCCCUGCCUGGGUGCCGGACAGCGAAGCACACCAGAUCGGCCUCCGGCUGGACGGCUGGGCGGCAGACCUCUUGCACGUUUGUCCCGACAUCCACGGCCUCGCCGGCACCCUCCUGAAACCGCUGCGGUGCAUGUGGCUCGCGCAUGACAGCCGGACGUGGGGUGAUGCGAUGGACGGUUCCCUGGCUGACCUGGCAUUCACACCCCUGAUCCUCGCGUCGGCUUCCCUCUCCUCCGGGCGCCAGCGGCGAUGUCUGGAGCUCGACGCCCUGCAACUUCCGUAUGACUACGUCCCGGGGGCCGGGGACGAUGAGGAGACAUGGGCCGGGGGCCUGUCCCCUGAGGUCAUGUGGCAGCACCACAGGCAGCUGCUGGAGGCCGGCCCAGCGGGCGCCGAGGCGCUUGCGGCCCGGCUCAUGGCCGGCAGGCCAGGCCCAGGCGGCCUGUUGCCCCGACAGGGCCGCAGGCGCGGCGCAGGAACCUGCACGGACCAGCACCACCCGCUGCCGGCGGGGCUGGGGGCCGGGGUCGGGGCCCAGGCUCCGGCGGCGGGUUCGAGCAGGCGGCCUGUUGUCGUGCCCGGGACGAACCUCUUCCUGGCGCUGGACGCCGACCAGGACAGGCUUGCCCUCCUCGUGGAUCUGGUGCUGGACCUGCGGACGGCGACGGGCGAGGACUGUGGCGCUGCGCCAGGCGCCACAGCGGCCAGGCUGGGCAUGCUGGCCUUGCCCGUGCCGCCCUGCAAGCGCGACAAGGCGGGCCUGCUCCGGCGCCUCCCCGCCGUCCUGGACGCGGUCUGCCCCGCGCUGCGGGGCGGGCGACGCGUGGGCAUGCUGGGCGACGCCGGCGGCGACGCGCUCGCCGGCGCGGCCGUCGCCGUCCUGGCGGCGCUCUACUCCAUCGACGCCGCCGGCGGGCUCCGUCCGAGGGAGGGCGGGCCGGGCACCGGGACCCCCGCCGUCAGCAAGACGGAUGUGCAGAGGUACCUGGGCGUCGUGGCGGCGGCCAGCCCCGCCGCCCGCCCGACCAGGGGCAUGCUGAAGCAGGUGUUUGCCUACUUUCAUGCUGAGCAGGCGCGGGCGGCGGCGGGCUGA